Molecule: messenger RNA, 4546 nt
Organism: Macaca mulatta (Rhesus monkey)
Lineage: Eukaryota; Metazoa; Chordata; Mammalia; Primates; Cercopithecidae
Gene: ZNF652
Product: zinc finger protein 652
Biological process (GO): regulation of transcription by RNA polymerase II
Cellular component (GO): nucleus
Molecular function (GO): RNA polymerase II cis-regulatory region sequence-specific DNA binding; DNA-binding transcription activator activity, RNA polymerase II-specific
Source: RefSeq, a predicted model, not a curated record
GUGGUAUUAUCUGAUGUUUUUUCCUCUUUGCUUUUCUUUGUAGAUAAGAUGCUCCCAAGUCCCUUGCAGCUCUCUUCAGAAGAAAAAUCACUAGUGCUCUGCUCUUGCCGUAAUACCAAACCUUUUUGACUCAUGCUUUGGUGCUGCAACACUGGAAGAAUUGCACACAAUUUCCAGGAAUAUCUUUUUUUCAUUUGAGUGAUUCUUUGUGGAUGAAAAAGAUUUGAGUCUUAAUAAUUACCUUGUUUUAAAGCUAUUUUCUUUAUAGUCUGAACUGCUUAAUAAAUUGGGCCACUUACCAAUGAGCCACACAGCCAGUUCUUGUCAGGAACUGGUUGAAAACUGUGCUGUGCAUGUAGCAGGAAUGGCACAAGAAGAUAGCCGUCGUGGUCAAGUGCCAUCUUCCUUUUAUCAUGGUGCCAACCAAGAACUUGACCUGUCCACCAAAGUGUACAAAAGGGAGUCAGGAAGUCCUUAUUCUGUGUUAGUGGACACCAAGAUGAGCAAGCCACAUCUCCAUGAAACAGAAGAACAGCCGUAUUUCAGGGAGACAAGAGCAGUGUCUGACGUGCAUGCUGUUAAGGAAGACCGGGAGAAUUCUGAUGACACAGAAGAGGAAGAGGAAGAAGUCUCUUACAAAAGGGAGCAGAUCAUAGUGGAGGUAAACCUUAAUAAUCAAACAUUAAAUGUGUCUAAAGGGGAAAAGGGUGUCUCUUCUCAGUCCAAAGAGACUCCUGUUCUUAAGACAAGCAGUGAGGAGGAAGAGGAAGAGAGUGAGGAAGAGGCCACAGAUGACAGCAAUGACUAUGGAGAGAAUGAAAAGCAGAAGAAAAAGGAGAAGAUAGUAGAGAAAGUCAGCGUUACACAAAGGAGAACCAGGAGAGCUGCCUCUGUUGCCGCAGCUACCACUUCCCCUACUCCCAGAACUACAAGAGGUCGUAGGAAGAGUGUAGAGCCACCUAAGCGUAAGAAGCGGGCCACAAAGGAGCCCAAAGCACCAGUCCAGAAAGCUAAGUGUGAAGAGAAAGAGACUCUGACCUGUGAGAAGUGCCCCAGGGUAUUUAACACUCGCUGGUACCUGGAGAAGCACAUGAACGUUACUCACAGGCGCAUGCAGAUUUGUGAUAAAUGUGGCAAGAAGUUUGUCCUGGAAAGUGAGCUGUCCCUUCACCAGCAAACAGACUGUGAAAAAAACAUUCAGUGUGUUUCCUGUAACAAAUCGUUCAAGAAACUCUGGUCCCUUCAUGAGCAUAUCAAGAUCGUCCAUGGAUAUGCAGAAAAGAAAUUUUCCUGUGAAAUUUGUGAGAAGAAAUUCUAUACCAUGGCUCAUGUGCGGAAACACAUGGUUGCACACACAAAAGACAUGCCAUUUACAUGUGAAACCUGUGGAAAAUCAUUCAAACGCAGUAUGUCACUCAAGGUGCACUCCUUGCAGCAUUCUGGAGAGAAGCCCUUCAGAUGCGAGAACUGUGACGAAAGGUUUCAGUACAAGUACCAGCUACGCUCCCACAUGAGCAUUCAUAUUGGGCACAAACAGUUCAUGUGCCAGUGGUGUGGCAAGGAUUUCAACAUGAAGCAGUACUUCGACGAACACAUGAAAACACACACUGGAGAGAAACCCUUUAUCUGUGAAAUCUGUGGCAAAAGCUUCACCAGCCGCCCCAACAUGAAGAGACACCGCAGAACUCACACAGGCGAGAAGCCCUAUCCAUGUGAUGUGUGUGGCCAGCGGUUCCGCUUCUCGAAUAUGCUUAAGGCCCACAAGGAGAAGUGCUUUCGGGUGACCAGCCCCGUGAAUGUGCCACCUGCUGUCCAGAUCCCACUUACAACUUCCCCAGCCACCCCAGUUCCUUCUGUGGUGAACACACCCACAACCCCAACCCCUCCAAUCAAUAUGAAUCCUGUAAGCACUCUUCCCCCUCGGCCCAUCCCCCACCCCUUCUCACACCUGCACAUCCACCCACACCCUCACCACCCGCACCACCUUCCCAUCCCUCCAGUCCCUCACCUCCCCCCACCUCCAGCCCUCUUUAAGAGUGAGCCUUUAAAUCAUAGAGGCCAGAGUGAUGACAGCUUUCUGCGGCACCUGGCAGAGAAGAACAGUUCAGCACAGCAUCAUUAACAUCCGUCUCCUUAGUGUGUUCUCCAGGAGACACGUCCCCAUGUGUGAGCGUGCACAGAGGGAGUCAGUGAGCAUUUCCUUAGUUCUCAGACUCUCCUCCCGCCUCUACCAAGAGCUUCGCCAGUGUCACUGAAUCAACAGAUCCAAGGGAAUGAACAAGAAGACUACCUUGAGCUCACAGAGGGACUGUCUAAUCUAAACCAAGGGAACCACUGAACUAAAGCCCAAUUUGCUUGCAUUUUCUGAUGACUUUUAUAAGUUUCAAAUACUCAGACUUGUGGAAUUUUAUAAUUUCAUAUCAGCUGAUGAGGUAUGCUUGCUUUUAUAUCCCGGACUUCUCCUCAAAGAGGGGAUAGGCCUGGUUUCCUUUGUACUAAUCGGGAAGGCUGUGAGAUUAAUCCAGAGCAUUAAUUGUAUCACUGUGUAUGGUAAGGAAUUCUUUUCAGCUUUUGGUGCCAGCUACAGAGUUGAGCUGGCCAUGAUUCACAGUAUAUCAAGCAUUAUAGAGAAAGACAAAUUUUCUUCGUGUAGCUCUCCUAACGCACUGUUUAUUUUACUACAGAAAUUAUUUUAGAGUUUUUGUAUAGACUUCUUUAGUAGUCUGUUUCUAAAAUGAAAUGUAUUUCAAUAAGCGGUGUAAUUUUUUCAGUGUAGCUGAACCUAUGUUGUAAAAUAGAAAAAAAAUUUUAUAAUCAUCAAAAUGUGAUUCUUAAAGAUGCAUAUAACUUCUAUAAUUCAAAGUUAUUCUUACAUCCGUACAACUCAAAAGGUGCUUCAGAGACUAGAUGUAUCUGAGAGGGUCUCCACACCAGGUUACUGCAAAAACGAGGUUUUGCUUUCAGGAUUUGGCAUAAAUACUUGGUAGUUUUGACAUCUCUGUGUAACACUCAGAGAGGCUCCCUAAUGUGCUCCUGUCCUCCGUGUUCUACUUGGCUUCGUUAGUGCAUUACAUGAAAUGAUUUGCAGGGGAUGGGGCCUUUUCCAGGGAAGUCACCUAAAGCUUCCAUGUUUUGAACAUUUGAAUAAGGCUGUUUGCUGACAGGAGGAGGAAGUAGUGGAGAUCGUUUAAUCUCAGUCACGUCUGUUUCUCACUUCCCUUAGGAACUGUGUUCAUGUUUAGCUUUUUAUGGAAUGACAAGUUGAAAUCUCUCAUUUUGAGGUUGCUUUAUUUUUCUAGAAUUGUUAUAAGAAGCUAAAAUAGUAAACUUAAAAUCAUAAACAUGAUGUUGCUGAUAGUGGCUGAGAAAUUCAGAUGAGAAGGCAAAUUGGUUAUGAAUUUUGAAAUAUCGAUUAUAUGUGAAAUAUGGAUAUGUUCAUAACCUUGAGCUAUUUUAACACAGUAAAUAGUAGUGAGGGAAAACUCCUAAGUUUUACUGCCCUGUCCUCUGCAAAUUAUGUAAUACCAGCAUUCUUAGGUGAUAAAGAGAGCAGCACCUCUAAUACCUUUAGGCAGAUUACUUUUUCAAGUUUGGGGAACUUCAAAAGAACGUAAUCAACCAGGAGCUUAUUAUAGGAAAGGCUGAACAGAAGGGCUAGUGUAUUGAUUACACUUAACUGAUCAAAUUUAUCCAGACUCAUUAUAGCUUAAAAUUUUGUAUUUCUUUAUCUCAGAUAACUGAGUUCCCAGGCUAAAUCACUUACCUCCCACCCGCUCUCCAAUUUUUUUUUUUUUUUUUUUUUUUAAAGACAAGGUCUCGCUAUGUUGCCCAGGCUAGAGUGCAGUGGCUAUUCACAGGUGCAACUAUAGCACACUACAGCCUCCAACUCUUGGGCUCAAGCAAUCCUGCCUCAGCUAACCAAGUAGCUGGGACUACUGGCACACACUACCAUGCCCAGUCCAUUUUUAAAUCUUGAAAUUUCUUCAUUUUUCUUUCUUCAGGUUCUUAAAAUCAUUGCCUGAAUCAGAAUGCUGGCUUUUAUUUUUUUUUAUUUUUAAUGUUAAAUGUGCAGAUCUGCUUUGAGCACUUUCCUAGCUAAUGAGCUCUGUGGUAGGAAAAAUGGAACUCUUUCAACUGAGAUUAAGUCCGUAUUUUUUAAACAUCACGCUCUCUAUUAGCUUUUUGGUUUAAUGUUUCUAAAUUUUCUCCUUCUGAUUUUGCCUGUCUUGUAUAAUGAGCAUAGGAAACUUUUGGAAUGAGGCAGAAAAGUAUCUCAAGAUAUACUUUUCUUCCUGGUUUUGGAUGUAAGUUUUAAAAAUAGUAUUUUUAAUAUUUGUACACAUUCUUUGAGCACCCAGUUAUCCAAGCCAAUGAGGAAAGUUAAUUCCUUGCAUUUGACGGUUAUAUCUUUAGUGGUUGUCUCCCCUCCCUCCACAGUCUCCUUGGCAUUCCAUGACAAGUUUGUCAACCUACACUUUUAUAUAGACAUAUCAUUAUUUCAUGGUCAAGCCUGUAGUAUUAAAAUGAUUUUUUUUAAAGAUGUAAA